UUAAUCUCAUAAAGUAACAAAAGAACAAAAGAAAUUCAUAAAACAAUUUUUAUAGAAAAUAAAAAAAUAUCUAGAGCAGAUAUGUCUCAUUACUCUUAAUAAUUACAAUUGACACGUUAUCUGACCUUGAGAUGGCGAACCCCCAAAUAUCCGUCAGUAUCACAUUGAACUUGAAUUUCUACCGGUAAAGUAGUAAUAUCUCUUUCACUUUGCGUACACAUGAUUCGUUUGGGUUUCUUUUCAUCAGAUUAGUCAUUCACUCAUAAUUGUAUCCAUUUCAUUCGCACUGACAAGUAAAAUUGAAAUCCAGUUUACUUAAUUCAAUUGAUGCAUUUCUUUGGUAUAAAAGGUUUGAUUGGACUUAUUUUGGUAUCAUUCACAACUUUUCCAUUCAACGGAAAAUACCUCAAUCAACUCAAAAAUGGCAUUCAAAUUCAUUGUUGCACUUGCAUUCGUUGCUGUUGCCGGUGCUGGACUUAUCCCUGUUCACCAAGAAUACCAUGCUGCCCAUCCAGUCCUGAUCAAGUCAGAAGACCACCACGAUCCUCAUCCACAAUAUCAAUUCUCUUACUCUGUCAACGAUGCUCACACCGGAGAUGUUAAGAGCCAAAGCGAGACCCGUGAUGGAGGUGUUGUCCAAGGAGAAUACUCCCUCAUCGAUGCUGAUGGCCACAAGAGGACUGUCCAAUACACCGCUGAUGAUGUUCAUGGAUUCAACGCUGUAGUCCACCGUGAACCUCUUGGACAUGUUGUCAAGGCUGUUCAUGCUGCUCCAGUUGCUUAUGCUGCACCAGCUGUUAUCAAGUCAGCUCCUUUGGCUUAUGCUGCUGCUCCAGCUAUCGUAAAGUCAGCUCAUGUCGGUUAUGCUGCUCCCACAGCAUACACUCAGACUUAUGCUGCUGCUCCAGUUGCUUACUCACAUGGUCCAGUUGCCUACGCUCAUGCCCCAGCUGCCUAUGCAACUCAGACUUUGGUCAAAUCAAGCCCAGUCUCCUAUGCUGCUCCAGCUUACGCUUACCAUCAUUAAGAAGUUGUUAUAAAUGUUUGAUUGCCAUUGAUUGUUUGAAAAAUUAAGU
Messenger RNA from Episyrphus balteatus (marmalade hoverfly), 1076 nucleotides. Its product is annotated as larval cuticle protein A2B-like. The record is from RefSeq and is a predicted model, not a curated record. The coding region runs from base 422 to 1027 and encodes 201 amino acids. Gene Ontology annotation, cellular component: extracellular matrix. Lineage: Eukaryota; Metazoa; Arthropoda; Insecta; Diptera; Syrphidae. The transcript has 2 exons.